AGUUUUUGACUUUUGUCUCCACUUAGGUCUCUACUAUCGUCGUACUAAUGCUAAAAACCCUUUGUUCUAAACUGAGAAGUCAACAACAGUUACUAACAAAAACCCUGCAACAAGUUCUUGGUUCCCCCUCUAAUAAUAUUCUAAAACCCUACUACAACAGAUUCUUUGAUCACACCCUUUUUCCAGCUACUAUGAAAACUAUGGAUGAAUCUGAUGUGGGUAUUUCCUGCUACAUUUCCAACCUCCCUGGCUUCCGUGGCAUCCUCAAGCAAAGGUACUCCGACUUCAUUGUAAAUGAAGUGGACUUAGAUGAAAAUGUUGUUCAUUUGAUUUCACUGGAGGCUCCAAAGGAAGUGUGUUCAGAGGACAAGGAUGUAAAUGUAUCUGAUCAACCGAAUACAAGUUAUGUGACUGAGAUAGAAUCUUUCAGAUCUCUCGCUGGCAAUUCUGAUGCAGACAAGCUUAAGGCUCUUAUUGAUAAACAUAAUUCUGGGGUCGAUGUCAUUGAUGAAUCCAUUGUCCUUUCACCAAGUUCAGAUAAAUCCCAUCGGACUGCAAUUCAUAACUUUUUCAAGGAAAGGUUAAAAUUCCUUGUAACAGAUACUAUUGAUGGAGUAGAGGACCAAUCAAAGUGUGUUCGUGUGAGAUUGAAUAAGGGAGGGAAUAAUGGAAGGGGUAAAUACUCUAGAAAAAGGAAAGACCGAGAUGAUAAACGUUAUGACAGUAGAGGUUCAGACAGUUGGCCAGAACAUCGUGGCAAGUUCCUCAGGUUUCAUCUUUUCAAGGAGAAUAAGGAUACACAGGAAGCUUUAAACGUUAUAGCAAAGAUGCUUGGCGUUCAGCCUAGGUCCUUUGGAUUUUCUGGUACUAAAGAUAAGCGUGCUGUCACAACCCAGAGGGUAACUGUUUUCAAGCAACAAGCAAGUAAAUUAGCAGCUCUCAACAGAAGAUUGAUUGGAAUCAAAGUUGGUGACUUUUGCCAUGUUAAAGAAGGGCUUAUGCUUGGGCAGCUUUAUGGGAACCGAUUUACUAUAACACUUCGGGGAGUGUCAGCAGAGUCUGAGGAUAUAAUUAAAGCAUCAGCAGUUGCCCUAGGAAAACAUGGGUUUAUAAACUAUUUUGGCUUACAGCGGUUUGGCAGCAGUUCUGUGCCAACCCAUCUAAUCGGAGCUGCGUUGUUGCGUGGAGAGUGGAAAGCUGCUGUCAGCUUGAUUCUUGAUCCAAGAGAAGGGGAGAAGAAUGCCAUCAGUACAGUAAGGGAGUAUUACAAGGAAAGUGGUGACAUUGAUGGGACUUUGAGGCAGUUACCUCGUUAUCUGGUUGCUGAAAAGGCGAUUUUGCAGUGCCUGAAAAAAUCUCCUGGAAACUAUCUGCAAGCUCUGAAGGCCAUACCCAGGACUCUCCGAAUGAUGUAUGUACAUAGCUAUCAAAGUUAUCUUUGGAACCAUGCAGCGAGCAUGAGAGUGCAAAAGCAUGGGUUUGACCAAGUUGUGUUGGGAGAUUUGGUGUAUUCAAAAGAACAACAUAAAGAGAAAGAACCUUUUGUUGUUGAAUGUGAAGACGUGAAUGACAAUAACAUGGAUGAUUAUAGCAAUCUGGACGAGACCUCAGAGACUGAUGUUCCUGAAGAAAGAAAUAUACCAGUCAAGGCUAUAAAUGAAGAAGACCUUAAAUCUGGUACAUAUACCAUCGAUGAUGUACUUCUGCCUUUGCCUGGGUCUAGGGUUAUUUAUCCAUCAAAUGACAUUGGUGAAGUUUACCGUGACUUGGCACAGAAGGAUGGUAUCAGCUUGACAGAGACUGCACAUAAGAUCAAGGAAUUCUCCAUAACCAAUAUGACUGGAGCUUACAGACGUGUGUUUCAAAAACCGAAGGAUUUUGAAUGGGAACUGCUUAGUUACACGGAUGGAACUAUACCUCUAGCCGAGACAGAUUUUGAUGUCAUUUCCAAGUCAGUAAAGAAAAGCAAGGUCAGAGAGGAGGACUCUGCCAAUGGAAGCGAGGAACUUCCUGCUGACUCUUCAGUAAUCUCUGUAGGUGGUGACAUGCUUCCAGAAAAAGGGCGUGAGGAAAAGAUUAACAGUGAAGCAGGGAUGCAAUCAGAGAAAUCUCAGAGUGGUGGUAAUGCUGAGGGGAGCCAGAUGGCUCUCAAGCUGAGCUUUACACUCCCAGCUUCUUGCUAUGCGACUAUGGCUGUGAGGGAGCUACUGAAAACAUCCACUUCUGUUGCAUUUCACAAGUCACUAAAUGAUUAAGCAAACGCUCGGCUACAAAGAAAAUCUUGGCUUUUGAAGUGGUUAACUUUGCUAAGUACCAUUGUGCUAUGGUUUUGGGGGAACAUUGUGUUUCCUGUGAUCAAUGUGAUGUUGCAAAGUCUUCCCGAAGGAAAAUUAGCUAUACUUUUUUGUCUCCGCCUUUCAGGCAGGGGACAUAUUAUAUAGUGCUUCCAGUUUCUUUCAUUGUAUUGCUAUUCACCUUUGCAAUAAGUUUUACUUAAGUUAUAGGUUAGCGAAUUGAAGUAGAGUAUAAGAGCCGAUUUGAAUCGGAUGUGCACCAUUUGACGAGAUACUUUUGAUAUAGUGUUUACAAGUGAAAAUUCUAACUUGUAAGAUGGUACUUAUUUAACUGAACAAUAUGCUAUGACCCCUUUUUUUCAUGGUUGUUUAGCUGUAACCAUGUAAUCUACAAUUUGGUAAAUGCAUGCGGUGGAAUUACCCUCA
Molecule: messenger RNA, 2720 nt
Organism: Lycium ferocissimum
Lineage: Eukaryota; Viridiplantae; Streptophyta; Magnoliopsida; Solanales; Solanaceae
Product: multisubstrate pseudouridine synthase 7
Exons: 21
Coding region: 48-2255 (735 amino acids)
Biological process (GO): pseudouridine synthesis
Cellular component (GO): nucleus
Molecular function (GO): RNA binding; pseudouridine synthase activity
Source: RefSeq, a predicted model, not a curated record